Molecule: messenger RNA, 689 nt
Organism: Tuber aestivum (summer truffle)
Lineage: Eukaryota; Fungi; Ascomycota; Pezizomycetes; Pezizales; Tuberaceae
Source: the annotation of a GenBank genome assembly
AUGGCCGAUACAGCUGCCACCGAUACUCUUGCUGCUUCCCCCAUCAAGGAGCGUCAGAAUUCCCUGGAGAAUGGUGCUGCCCGAUAAGACUCAGCCCUUUGGGAUAACCGGACCUUGCUAACUCGAUUGAAGCUUUGGCACAUCGUCCCGACCAAAAGGAGCUCGAGGAAAGAAACAUCCUACACCCCAGAGCUGAGAUUUCGGAACGCCAACAGGGUAGCUUCAUGCCGGUCCGGGUUACGGGAUAAGCUAACAUUGGCAUAGAACUCGCGAAAGCUAUGGCCCACAGGCCGGGCAAAGAUGACCUUGUACAGCGUACGUCUAAUGCUGUGGGCUGCACGGCUUCUUUCACUGACAAAGCUCCCCUGAGGAUCGUCAAGGGAAUAUUUUACCUCACAACGCCAAUGUAGCGCCGGCGCUCAUCGCACACCAACGGGAGUUGGAGAAGAACAUGCUCGAGCGCGAUCUCAAGGUGCUUCUACCUCUGUAUCAUCGUCGCUCUUUAUCGCUACAGUUUGCUAACAACCUGCAGGAGAAGCUUUCACACCGUCCGGAGCCUCAGGAGGUUAUCCAGAAAGGGAUCUUGAGACGUGAGUGGCUUUUUUCAACCCAGCCUUUCGGAAACCUACUGACUAGGUCCUUCCCUUAACCACACAGCCGACGAAGACCCAACCAAUCCUUGCGAGUAG